Musca vetustissima is the source of this 3287-nucleotide messenger RNA. It is a transcript of the gene Cph, whose product is annotated as B-cell lymphoma/leukemia 11B. The transcript has 5 exons. Gene Ontology annotation, biological process: regulation of transcription by RNA polymerase II. Gene Ontology annotation, cellular component: nucleus. The record is from RefSeq and is a predicted model, not a curated record. Gene Ontology annotation, molecular function: DNA-binding transcription factor activity; RNA polymerase II cis-regulatory region sequence-specific DNA binding. The coding region runs from base 16 to 3171 and encodes 1051 amino acids. NCBI's taxonomy places the organism in Eukaryota, Metazoa, Arthropoda, Insecta, Diptera, Muscidae.
UAUAUUUAUGCAAAAAUGUACACCAAAAUGCUUUCCAUAAGCGAGGAUCAAGGAUUUCGCUCACUGAGUCAUUCAGAUUCCACCGAAGGUGAUGCCACAGCUCAGGAUAUACUUACAUGUGGUGCCUGCCAAAAGACUUUUGCCCUCUCCGACAUAGUCAAAUUUAUACAGCACAAAGUUCUGCAAUGUAACAAGGAAAACUAUGGACAAUGUUCAAAUCAAGGUCCUUCGAACGAUAGAGCCGAUACCGAAGAUGGCAGGCCGCUAGGUGUUGUCAAUCGUAGGCCAUCGGUUUCGGCACCUAUUAAUGUACGCAAAACAACGGGUGGAUCCCGCAUUCAUACACCACCGCCAAGUCCAGCGGACAUGUUAGCCGACGGUGCCUCAAGUACACCCAAAAGACUAGUAGACGAAAAUGACAAUACCACACCCAUGGAUGCAACAGAAAAUACCAAAACCUCAACUUCGUCGACCGAGGAACUACCGACUAUAACCACAUCUAUCAAGCAGGAACUUGAUCGCGAUGAUUGUAAUACUGAAGCAGUUGAGUGUCACAAUAGCACCAACAAUGAUAACAUCAACGACAACGAUGACGAUUGCCAGCCAAAGACUAAACGCCCCAAAAUCGAGUUCAUCGAUGCUGAAUCAAAUACACUGCAAACAGAGCCCAGCAAUUACACAUGUUCAACGUGCAAUACGAGAUACAGCUCAGCCUGGCGUUUAAUUCAGCACGUACAGCAUUCACAUGGCGUCAAGAUCUACGUAGAAACAACACUGUUGGGAGAUGUUAGCCAGUCGUCGAGCGAUGGUAUGUCUGGUGGUCAGCAUGAACAGAACAACUUGAGCAGUAAUAGUUCAAAUAACAACAGUGCUAAUAAUUCCAUAUGUACUGCGUCACCCAUUGUAAAUAACAGCAACAACAACCAACAGCAAAUACAACAGCAGUUACAACAUAGAGCGGCUGCUGUGGCUGCUGCUGCCGCUGUGGCAGAACAGCAAAAACAGCAACAGCACCAAUCAAAUUUGACGGCUAUGCAAAAUGCUCAGAAUUUGGCGGCAGCUGCUGCAGCUGGUAUGCGCCAUCAUCCGUUAUUGCCACCACCGGAAAUGCAUUCUUCAAAUCCAUUCAAUUUGCUCAGAAUGCCUCUUCCGCCCGGACUUGGUCAGGCACAAGUAGUUCCUGGAGUCAAUCCUCUUUUUUCACGACCUCAUGCCGAACAUUAUCGCAUGGAACAACUAGUAUCUGAACAGUUCCGCCACCAUGGUCUGAAUUUAGCUGCGGCCGCGGUUGCUGCAGCCAAUUCCUUGGCCACUCCUCACACCCCAACGAACCAGUUCAAUCAAAGUUCCGCGGUGCCUACGGGAGGAGUUGUGGAACCACGACCACCAUCUUCAAAUAGUAGUCAACGCGGUUCAACAACUCCCGUUGCACUUCCUCUUAUACCCGGUCAGCAGAACUCAAACGCCGGAGUCCAAACUAAUAAUUCCAUGAACAUUGAGCCCCAAAUGGAUUUUUACUCGCAGCGAUUGCGUCAGCUUGCAGGAACAACGAGUCCUGGAGCUGGAAAUAUUGUUAACUCGAGCUCGCCGAGUCCACGACAAAAGCAAUCGCCGCAUUUUGCGAGCCCAUCUCCCUCUCAUCAACUUCCUCCCACUCCAGUCACAAAUAAUACUCGUCCACAUUCAUUGACCCCUCCCGAGAAGAGUGAAACAUUAACUGGAGAAAAUGGUGCACUCAUCAACAGUACGCCCCGAUCAGCGUCAACACCCCCGACUAAGCCCAGCCAGGAAUCAGCAGCAAAUGUGUCGGUCUUCACAUGUUCGUUUUGCGAUAAGAAAUUCCGUUUCGAAAACAGUCUUAUUAUCCACCAGCGCACACACACCGGCGAGAAGCCAUACAAGUGUACAGCAUGUGAAUUUGAAUGCUCACAUAUUCAAAAGCUCAUGAAGCAUAUGCGUGUACAUCGAAGUCCUGCCGAGGACGGACAUAGUAAUGCUGAAUCCGCAGAAACUAAUGAAGGAGAGUCAGAUGUCGAGCAGGAUACCGAGGAAAAUGUUGACGAAGACGCCAUGGAAGAGGAUGACGAGGAUUUGGAAGACCAGGAUCAGGAUGAAAUUGACUAUGAAGCAGAAGAUCUAAGUGUCAGCAACAACCGAAUGGAUUUAAAGAGUGACAGUCCAAAGGGAUCGACUGGUCCCACGUCAUUAGUUGGUGAACUAAUGGACAAGUUUGGAUUGUCGAACAUUGCACAAUACUCGGAGGCAUACAAACAAGCUCUACAAGAAUCCGGCAAUUACAAACACAUUUCCAAAGACAUCGACAAUAAUAAUGCCACCAGUUCACCAAUGCACCAAAUGAAUGACAAAAUGAAUGGAUUCCCCGCAGCAUUGCGUUUACGCGAAGAAUUUGCCAAAAACAUGUUUCAAAAGCCAGUCCAACAAGAUGGGAGCUCACAGGCCUCACAAGUUCCCAUCUUUAAUCCCUUCCAAAACCCUUUUGAAAUUUCGAAACGCAUGAAAAUGGACGGCAAUGACUGGUGGAACAUGCAGGCCCUACAUCGCAAUGACGCACUGUUUGAGAAUUUAAAACUGAAACCACUAGGUUUGGGUUCGGCGAAUUCUUUACUGGCUCAGAAUUCUCUAAUGAAAAAAGAAAGUAGGCAACGUAACGACACCUGUGAAUUCUGCGGUAAGGUCUUCAAAAACUGUUCAAAUCUCACCGUACAUCGCCGAAGCCACACAGGCGAGAAGCCAUACAAAUGUGAGCUUUGCUCUUAUGCUUGCGCCCAAAGUUCCAAGCUGACACGUCACAUGAAGACACAUGGUCGCAUGGGCAAGGAUGUGUACCGCUGUCGUUUCUGUGAUAUGCCUUUCAGUGUUCCCUCCACGUUGGAGAAACACAUGCGCAAAUGUGUGGUUAACCAGGGAAAAGUGGCCGCAGCAAAUGCUGCGAACGCCGUCGCCGCAGCCCAGGCUGCAGCAGCCGUACAACUACAAAAUCAUUUGCCCAAUACUCAGCAACUAUCACCGCCGAGCAACGCUUCCUACCCACCACAGUUCAGUCUAGGUCCCGGCUCCAUGUCCCUCCCCAGCAGUAUUGGCGACAACGAUUCGAACGCGUCGACAAGUCUUUCAUCACAACACGCCAUUUCACUGAAACACGAGGCAUGACUUUACUCAAACUGGAACAACACGACCAGUUGCUUCAAUUCGCCCAAUGCAGUUCUUCCGCCACGGCCACCGCACCAGCAAGAACAAUCGCAUCACCUACUAACGCAUGCUCAGCA